AUCGCCCCUCGCGACUGCAGCUCUGUUUCUAUGACUCCCCACGAACUGUACGGCUCAUCGAUCGGAGUACUCGGGUGCAAGAUCAAUACAAACCACGUUGCAUACUGGCCUACCGCGGUCGGUUGCGAUGAUAUCUGCGUAAAGGUCUCCUACGGCGGCCGCAAAGUCUACCUGCUAAAAAUUGACCAUUCCGAGAGCAGCUACGACAUAUCCUACGCCGCUUGGAACUGGCUUGGCUUUGGCAAGCAUGCCACCCAAGAACCCCAGAUGGGCGGUGGCAUUACUAUGGAGUAUAAAACUGUCCACCCUAGCAAGUGCUACGACCUGCUUGACAAUGGAAAGCUGCCUCUUAUGGCUGCCAACAGCAUGAACUACCUGACCUCGUGCCUUUCCCAGCCUAACAGCUGGGUCGCUAAGAACUAUCGUCUUUUUAACAUUGGUAAUGACAUCUGCACGUUGGGUGUGGAUGAGGUCUGUACUGUCAACCUUGCCGUAUCCAAUCAACCCGUAUGCCCUAGCGGCCUUGGUUCCACGGCGGAGCUCAACCUAACGGUAAUAAAUAUUGCCUACGGCACGGGUAAGCAGAUCGAAGCAUUGUAGACCGAAAUACGACGCUCUAUUAUGAAGCACCGAGCUAGGAUAUGAAGUGCACCACUCGCCAUGGAUGGAAUGAGAUGAAAUCAUACAAAAAAGACAUUUUAGACAGUGACGCUGCAUGCAAGGUUUAGGC
Ilyonectria robusta is the source of this 730-nucleotide messenger RNA. RefSeq lists its product as uncharacterized. The record is from RefSeq and is a predicted model, not a curated record. Bases 31 to 600 code for a protein of 189 amino acids. The transcript has a single exon. Lineage: Eukaryota; Fungi; Ascomycota; Sordariomycetes; Hypocreales; Nectriaceae.